Porites lobata is the source of this 20432-nucleotide messenger RNA. Lineage: Eukaryota; Metazoa; Cnidaria; Anthozoa; Scleractinia; Poritidae. The record is from the annotation of a GenBank genome assembly.
AUGUCCAAGAUCGAAUACAAUAGUUUGCUUUUUGAAAUAAGCGAGAGACUAGACCAACAAAAUGUGCUGGGGCGGUUGCUUUUUAUGUGCAGAGAUUUUUUAACACCUGAUUCUAGCAGACAAGACAACAUCCAAGAUACGCUGUCGCUUUUUAAAGAACUAGAAGAUCGCAAGUGUUUGGGAGUUGAUCGUCUGCGGGUUCUGAAAGACUUGCUCAAAAGUAUAAGACAGUGGUCACUUUUUGGCAAAGUUAAAAAAUUUGAGAGCACGAGAACAGAAUACAAUGGAUUGAUAGAACAGAUUAUUCUCGUACUCGACGAACUCAAUGAUAUGGAACGACUGAUCUCAAUUUGCAGACUGGAAACGGAAGCGAAUGAAAGCAACAUUCAAGACGUUCGAUCGUUGUUUAAAGAACUGGAAAACAACGAAUGCUUAGGGAUUGACUGCCUAGGAUUGUUGAAAGAGAUUUUGACCAAAACAGAACAAGUCGAUUUGUUAAGAGAUGUUGAGGGGUUUGAAGCGAGACGAAAUCGGGAGGAUGAGUUUGAAAGUCGAAAAGGUACUUGUUCAAACUUGUUGUUACUUCCCUGACCUAAACUUAAGAGUGAAUUUGAAUAUUCUAAUCUGUUCUCAUGUUUGUUAUAUUUCAGCGCAAGUAGCUGAUUUCAUGUCGUCUGUCGGUAACAGACUGGUAGGAGGUAAGUCAACUGUUGCAGUAGAGAAUUUCAUUGCAAUUGGUCGCCCAACCGUGUUACUUGUCUCUUGGAAUUACCGAUUUUCGUCUUGAUACGUGUUUCGAGUGUUCGGUGUUAGGGUCCGGGCUCAAUUAAAAGCUGAGUCACGCAAAUUAACAAAUUCAACUAUCAGGAUAUUAUUAUUAUUAGGAAGUUUCCAUCAAAGAAGGCGAGAUAUAAUAGCAACCCGGCCUUAUGAAAACGGUGAAGGAACCCCCAAAUUCUGAUGAAACACCGAAAUAUUUAACAUUACAUAGACUGACGAAAUUGAAAUAUAAAUCAUAAAAACUGACUAAACUGGUUGUUUUGUGGUUUUUUAAAACAUGUACAGCCAGUCACCCAGUUGCUUUUGUAUGUUACCUUGGAUUAUUAUAAUGCCUUCAAGAAAUACGUAUUUACGUGACGAGACAAAUUAAAAGGGCGACUAGAUUCGGGAACAACAAAAUUGUGCUGUGAGAAAAACCUUUCCACUUUUAGAGAAAUCGUGAAGAACACAAGCUAAAAACCAAUGGAGCCUGGUCUAAUUCUUGUUCUUACCUUAAUUCCAAGAUAAAGUUGAAAGAGAGCAUUUGUAUUCUAUGGUUUUUACGCUGGGCGGUAGGAUAAAUAUGUUAGCUUGACAAACAGUAGUAUAGAACUCGAGAACCAAAAGAUAAGAACCAGUGAUCUACAAGUACAGUGGAACCCCGCCUUACGAUCACCUCGUUAUUACGACCAUAUUAUUUCGACCCAAACGUAGUGAAAUAAGACCCCGUUUAAAUGCGACCACCUCGCUAUUACGACCAGGAUUUUAUGGCCCAGCUGUGGUCGUAUUAACGGGGUACUACUAUACUAUUAUAUCAAAAACGAGGUUCACUACAUCUCGGUCAAAUUGCAUUUCGGUGGCGUAUCCGAGACGAACCGGCCGGGAGACCCAGAAACAAAUGCAAAACUCUCUCGGACUGGCACGUGGCCCGAAACAUAUCAGUAAUUCAUGAUCACCACAUAUGAUUCGAAAUAACGCGAAUUUAGAAAAGCUGAACAGUCUUGAAACAAUCAAGAGACGCCACAAGAAGAACUUUGUUUUUCAUUUUGAUUUUUAUUAUAGUUUUGACCGUAAAGACGGUAUUCAAAGUGGUUGCAGGUGGCAUCACAGUAGCUUCUACCCUGGAGGUAUUAAGUCGCGGGUCCACAUUUGACCAGCUCGUUUCUGCAGUUAAUAAGUGCGUGCUUCCUGCUGGCACCAGCCUGAUUCAAAUAACCGAGGGCUGCGUCUGCCUCACAGUUCAAGCUGAAAAUCUUGCAUCACUUGAAGCUUUGUGGAGUUUGUAUAAGAAUGGAACGCUCACAUCACGGUUACAGGACUUCUUUGUCACUGAAGAAGUACGCGAAGAACUUGCCGGCGGGGAGGAAUUGGAGGUGAUUGUGACCAUUGAGGAAGGAGAGUACCAGAAGGCUCUUCAUGAGCUGUCCAGUGAAAUUGAAGGUAACUUAUCACUCAUGACUACCCCGUCUCCAUUUUUACAAUAAACGUUUCGAGAAUUUUGUAUCCAAACCGUCCAUUUUAAAGUUAAAGUCAGCUCCCGUUAUUCGGCACACCUCGGGGUCGGGUUCCUUAUUUUUUAACUUCCAUAGAAACUUGCACCUUCACUUUUGGGAAUUUGCAAACCUCAUGAAAAAAAUUAAGUGGGCUGGCCUUUUGGUGUGUCUCUCCACUUUGAGUUCGAUACUUGUAAAGACCGUGUUAAAUACUUUUGUACACCUUAGGGACUUGUCAGAAAUUAGCAGGGGGGGAAGGAGGUGGAGAUUUUCAGUUAAGCGAUGAAAAUAAAAUGACCCUCCCUAGGUAAGAGAUUAAAAUGUACCGACCCUACCCUUCAAAGCGUCCUAAAAUUCUAUGACCCUCCGCUGAGUCUGAAUUCUUAUGCAGUGGUACAAGGAACUAAUAAUUCAGUACUUUCAAAAAAGCAAACUUGUACUAAAACUGACCUAUGAUGGACAUGCAAGUGUUUCGUCUGUUGGGCAAACAGGACAAACGGAAGUUUUUGGUUUAAUGGGAUGACGACAGUUUCUCCUUCACGACUAUGAGAAACAAGGAGAAACAAAUUUUCGUCAAAAAAAGUUAGACUUCUGGAUGUUUUUUCAUUGGAGAUCACUUCAAGUGAUGCUUCAAACAGGGGCAAGUUUCAAAACAGCAGGCUAUAGAAAUGGGUCCAUUAAAACCUUAUCAACCACAAUCAAGUAGGAGAAGUUGCCUUUCUACACAAGAAAGAUCAGGAAAAUAAUGAUCAGUUAAUAUAAUUACAAGAAAAGAGCACCUGACUCUUUAAGGCAAGAUACUCUCAGCCAAAAAGUAGGAAAGGUAAACAGAAGCAAAAAAAGAGGAAGGCCAAGAAAGCAAAAGAGAACAAAAUGAGGGCUAACUGUAACUGAUAAUUAAGAGAACCAUUACACCCCAGCGUAAUGAUAGUGAUGCAGCGCCCAUAGGCCCCCUAGAACUAUAUAAUGAAGAAAUCAGCACUCUAAAGAAGAAUCAGUUACCUUAGUUACAUUCAAAUGCCUUUGACAAGGAACUGUUCACUGUGGCUACAAAGGACAUUAUCAAGCAUGAGAAUGGUGAUAACGAUGGUUGGCAUGAUGAUGAUUGCAAUGGAGAUAGCAUUGUUGUUGAUAAUGAUAUUCAUGAUUGUGGUACUGCUGAUGUUGAAGCUGUGAGAGAGAGAGAGAGAGCAAUUCCUCUGAGAUAUUUGACCAUUGACGUGCAAAUGCGAAACAUGAGCUGUUAGUUUUAUAAGUUGGGUUCAUACCCUGGGGGUACUGGCAAGUGGCCGCUUAAUGGAGGUUGGCCGCUCAAUAGAGGUUCCGUCAUAAAUUGGUAGUAAUCUUUCGCAGAAACAUCACUUAAUUUUCAAAUUUCCUUCACCGUAUUCUUGAAUAAAGCCAAAGUAUGUGUAUCAAGCGCUUAAUGCAUGGCUGCAUAAUAGAGGUAACAAGAAACAAAACUCUCGUUGGGAUGCAUGGCCAAAAGGUGGCUGUGGCCGCUUAAUGGAGGUUGAAGUGUAUGUCAGGAAAUAAUUGCAUGUCAUGAUUUUCAUAUAUGGCCCGUAUUCUCGUAAAACAUAAUAUUGAAGCAUCCCUUCACGAUCGUGGUGGCUUAUUUCCUGUCAGUUUUUUCAUAACCUCCCUUUUAAUAGACUAUAAGGGCUCAAAAAACUGCGACCCUUACCUGUUUUCCACCUCCCCUCCCCUCCUGCUAAAUUUCUGACAAGUCCCUUAGUCGCUACCCUUUUAUAUGCCUAACUUUGGGUCCUGCCCGCUCGGGUAGCAAAAUCAGAAAACGGGAUUUACUUUAUCUUGCCCGCUUGGGGAUUCAGCCAUAUAGACUGCUUGUCACGGUUUUGGAAGCCAUCUUGACGAGUAGGCAACCGCGUGAGAAAUUACCGUGUUUGUAUGAGAAUCUAAUGUCCAAUAAUUUCCGUAGAACGGCUGUUCUGAAGAAAAAAAAUAUUAAUUGUAAAAGCUACACAGCAAAGGAUUUUACCAACAAAUUUUGGGGUCCGUGACUGUGCUUAAAUUUCUCCAGACGCUUGUUUUAGAUUUUCCGUAUAUUUGUCUGUAAUUUUUCCCGGGAAAUUUUAGUCGGUAGGAAAAGAAAUUUUUACAGACAAAUUUAUAGAAAAUUUUAAAAAGUGGUUCUAGCACAUGUAGUUGCUUGUAACGCCCUCAAUUUUUUUCAGUGGGAUCGUUAGGAGUGAAGCUUUAGUUUACAAUUCAUAUAUAUAUUUUUUUCAGAACAGCCGAAUUAUGGUAUUUAUUAAGUAUUCUCACAGAAACACAGUAAUUUCCCACGCGGUCUCCUACUCGUCAAGAUGGCUUCCAAAACCGUGACAAGAUCUAUUAUUAAGUCCGUUGUAAGGAGUACCUCGCACAAUGCUCGUUACACUUGAUAAUUCGUACCACCUACCCUUACUACUGUGAAUUCUGUUACCUGUUUCUCUCUGCAUGAGUUUAGAAGGCCCUGAUAGUUGUGUAGAAGCGAAACCCAUGAGAAUUCACCGAAGGAAUUCUGAUUCUAACCUGUACUGCAAGACGAUGGUUAGAGAAGGUUCAGGGCAAACACCUGUUUUAACAGAGAGACGUCCUAUCAAUCAGUCCAGAUACUUGGAUCAGGAAAGAUUUGCUUUCGUUCAGAAUUAUCUGGAAAAAGCCGAAGAUGCCCGGAGCAUGACAACUGAAACAAGUGACAGUGGGAUACCAGGAACACAUGGCGCUCCUUCUGAGUUCGGACUUGAAGACACGAGCGGUAAGACAGUGAAUAUACCUCAUAAACAGUUACGAUCCCGCGGGACUUUGACUGUGAUAAUCUAAAUGUCCGAGUGUCAAUAGAGAACAAGUUGCUGCUAAAGUAGAUCCGCUCUACCCAGUAUAUAGUCCUUUAGUUGGUAAUUUUGCUUUGAGUGGGAGGCCUAUUAUAUAACUAUUAAAGUGUGUUCUGUUCCAGGUUUUACCGAAUAUCACACGCUUGAACGCCAUGUUAUGUUUAUCACCACGCUUCUCUUUAACAAGAAUUUAUCUUAGUUUGUUUGUUUUUUUUCUAAUUAUUUUUAGAAUCGUCUUAUAAACUUCGCUUGAAAGAUCUUCCUGAAAACGUCACCACGAAAUUGAAGUGGCAACUUCAUAGCGACCCAGUUGCUGAACAGUGGUUUUAUGAAUCAUUUGGGCUCGCACUUCCCAAAGGAGGUAGAGAUCCCCAAGUCCUCGAAAACAUCGAAAUUCUGUUUCCGGAAACUCCUUUGAAAUUACUUAAAGACGUGUUUGAUGCCUUGCAAUUAUGUGACCUCGUAGAUCUCUUGGAAAGGGAGAAACCACGAACACUUCGUCCUUCUCUUCCACUAAAAGACAUAAGGAAAAAGCCUAAUUUUAUCAACCGUCCUACGAGGUUUUACAGUAAAGCAGCAGUGUUGACAAUCGGCACUGCAACAGGUCAAGCCCACAGUUACGCCCAAAGAAUUGGGUCAAUUUUUAAAGAGUUUAAUUCACGGAGCAAAGUAACGCCAAUUUCAAUAGAGACUAUUGCUCAAGUAUGUACCGUUCUACUUGAAUGGAGAGAAAUCAAAAGAAAAUUUGAGGUUGGGCUUGCAGGAAACGUUGAGACGACAUUAAAAAGGCGACUGCAAUGGCUUCACGAGACAUCUGAGAAGGGAUUGAAAGCGAAAGAAAGUUUAGAGCGGUACGUAGAAUUGAGAAAACUAAAGAAGAAAGAUAGAAAACUGGCAAUUGAGAAAAGGAUAAACCAGACGACGGAAGAACUACAGAAGGAGAUUGAAAAAUUGAAAAUGAGUUUACACGAUUGGAAAAUCCGUAAAGGUUGGUUGAAAUUAUGUUUAACUCAGUCCUUAUCUUGUCAGAACUUGUUUGUUCGUUUGUUUUUCUUUCAACAAAUUUGGAUACGCAAUACACAAUGCCACGUUUAGACCCAGGGAAAAUUAAGAAAAAAAUGGGCUUCAACUUGGCUUUCGCAUCUUAAAGCUUGGUUAGGCUACGGAGAGUAACGAUUUGCAAACCAAGACCAAGGGGCUAAGGGUGAGUUGAUUAAAAGGGUGUGAGAAAUGGGUGCGGGGAAGCAUUAAGGGUUCGUUAUUACAUUUGGGCCUUCUAAAAACGAUGUGGGAUAGAAGUAAGAAAUGUUAUUGACAUUUCCUUGUAAAUUGUUGCUCACGUCAUCCAAACGAAUUUGUCAAGUGGUCAUUAUCCCAAUAAUUCCGAACGAAGAGAGGGCGCGAAGCGCUUUCGCAAAAGCGAUUUAUAAUCUCGUCACGGGCUUCAAGGCAGCACAUAAACCGCGCGUGGUCUAAGCCAGCUGCUUUCUAUCUCUCUCUCUUGAUAUGAAUAUAUGCUUGGUGACCCCCACCCCCAAUAACGUCAUGUAGCGUUACGACAUGGAGCAUUUUGGGUUUCCAGGCAAAAUAGACUUUGCCGGCGAUUACCAGGAAGCACUUUCAUGUUUUUUUCAUUAGGUAUUCAUGAAGGACUGAUUUGUUUAUUUAUCGUCUGUGAAACAAUUUUUACGAUCGGUGAAUCACGAGCAAUUUCCCAUGCAAAUGACACAGAUGACAGCAUGCACAAAAAGUGGCUGAAGUCCUCGCCGGCGAAGAUUUUCCCGUACAGCGAAACUCCUUCGGAGAAGACGACCACAACAAGAGCACAGCGAACGUAACGUCGUCAACACAGCAACCACCAACGUCUUCGGAGGAAGCGAUAAAAUACUACUAUGUACAGCAGCCUUAUAUAUAAUCACAGCUGUGUCUUUUAAGUCAACAUAAAAAUUUAUUAUUACCGGCCUCCUAUUUUCGAUCUUAUUAGUUCGAAAAGAACAUCUGCGUUUCGGAUCUCCUCACAGUAUUAGAGGGGAGCUUAAGCAACGACGGCAACAACGGCAACGAGAACGGCAAAAAAUCAAUAGGUUUAGAUUGGUAAAACAACAACUUUGCAAGUGCAUCACGCUUGUUUUGAUGCAUUUCUUGGUCGUCGUUGCACGACUACAACGUGAAAGUGUCUAAUUUCACGUUUUGUCGAGGACGGGAACACAAGACAACAACUUUCUUAUUCUUUUCCUGAACUUUGAAAUAGUCCUUUAGAAUUCAACUACCAAAAAAAUUGUCAAAAUUUGACGAAUUAAACAAGAUAGAAUAAGCGCUAUAAAGUUUGAGGCAGCGCAAAUUAUCUUUUCAAGUGACCUUUUCGUAGCCGUCGCAGAACAAUUACUAACUUACGUUUUGCUGAUGACAUUGAUGGCCUGGCAUGAAAAGAGGAGGAACUAGCCUCGCUGGUGGAUCGUCUGGAUAAGACCUCUGCAGCCUUUGGCAUGGAAAUCAGUGCUUAAGCUCCCUAACAUUGUUUGACAGGUGUUACCUUGCCAGGAAAAUUAAAUUCUUUUCCUCGUAGUGGACAAUAUAAAUCAGGGAAAAUUUAACUAAUUCCAUUCUGCACUUAACACUCACGAUAAAUUCAUGUAAUAAAUGGGUGGAGAGGAAAGCUGUGAUGGGAGUUGGGGCAUUUAUUUUGUGUACCAGACACAGAUGACAUAAAACAAUACAAAAACGACUUGCACUUGAAUGGAAGUUCUGAGGCCUGACUUUUUCUUGCACUUAGGCGUGAAAAGAUCAUUUCUUCUUGAGGUUCUCGUGUUGUAAUCAUGGCUUAUCUUCCCUGACAUAGUUAACAUAGGAGGAAAGAUAUUCUGGACCACAGCCAUUACAGAUUUUGUGAAGAAGGGGCAGGAGGAGAUGCAGUGAUAAGGAAAUGCCGUGAUAAGUGCCUUGCACGAAAUCUGCAAUACGAUUUGGCAGACAGGAGAGUGGCCCAUACCAUGGACCCAAUCUCUUAUCAUCACCCUUCCCAAGAAAGGCAACCUACAACACUGCAAGAACUACCGCACAAUCAGCCUUAUAUGCCACCCAAGUAAAGUCCUGCUGAAGGUGCUGAAGGUCGCAGUAAGACAGAACAGAUCUUCAAUCUUAGGAUACUGUGCGAGAGGUACCUCCAACAUCAACAAGACCUCUAUCAAGUCUUCAUUGGUUUUAAAAAGGCGUUUGACAGAGUAUGGCAUAAAUACCUUUGGUCUACUAUGAGGUUUUAUAACAUUAAAGCCAAACUGAUCCAAGUCAUUGAAAACCUCUACAACAAGGCCACUGGUGCAGGCUACCUUAAUGGUGACGUAGGGGACUGGUCCAGAGCCACAGUCGGAGUCAGACAAGGGAGUCUACUCUCACCAACUCUUUUCAACAUUUUUCUGGAGAGAACUAUAACUGACGCACUAGAAGAUCACCAAGGAACAGUCAGCAUCGGAGGCAGAACAAUUACUAACUUACGUUUUGCUGAUGACAUUGAUGGCCUGGCAUUAAAAGAGGAGGAACUAGCCUCGCUGGUGGAUCGUCUGGAUACGACCUCUGCAGCCUCUGGCAUGGAAAUCAGUGGAGAGAAGACCAAACUGAUGACCAAUAACGCGAAUGGUAUCAGCAUUGACAUCAGAAUCAACGGUGAAAAAUUGACGAGGUUGCUGACAGUUUCAAGUAUCUGGGCGCAGUCGUCACAGAUCAGGGUUCCAAGUCUAAAGUACUGUCCAGAAUUGCACAGACAACAGCAGCACUAGCGAGACUGACCAUCUGGAAUGCUAAGCAUAUCUCUCUAAGCUCAAAGAUCAGACUAAUGCGCUCCCUAGUUAUCUCAAUACUAUUGUACGCCUGCGAAACCUGCCGGACAUUGACAGCGGGGAUACUGAAGAAAUUGCAGGCCACUAAGAUGAGAUGCUUUAGGAAACUGCUUGGCAUCUCAUACGGAGACCACAUCACUAACGAUGCAGUCAGAGACAGAAUCAGGCAAGCCAUUGGGCCCUAUGAUGAUAUCUUAACCACAGUAAAGAAACGCAAGUUAAAGUGGUUUGGGCAAGUAUCAAGAUCAUCAUGGCUUCCCAAGACAAUUCUACAAGGAAUAGUGCAAGGAGGGAGAAGAAGGGGCCGACAAAAGAAGCGUUAGGAGAAUAAUAUCUCUGUGUGGACAGGGUUGAGGUUUUGCAACGCCCUAAAAGAAGCUGAAAACAAAAUCAAAUGGAGCGAGAGGGUUGCUAUGUCCGUGGCACCCCAACGGUCACCUUGGCUAUGGGAUACUCAGUGCAAGGUGCAAGGAAGAAGAGAUAGUUUUCUUGUACGAAUGAUAUCAUCAAUUGGAAGCCCACCUGACUUAGUAACUAACAAAGCUGAAUUAUCUUGAAAAUUAGCAUCCAGUCUCAUUCUUGCGCAGCGUUUCUGUAAUCAUAACAUGAUUCACUUAGAUCCGUGUGUUGUUCCCUUCGUGCGCGAAUGCGCGCGAAGGACCCGUAUAUCUGUAAAGACCUCUCAAUCUUUUGUGCCUAAAAAGGCAGGACUUCUACCUUUCAGAAAUCUUUUUUCAUUAGAACCACUAGAAUCUGGAACCUGCUUAUUACUAGACUUGACCUAGAUAAUGUUACUUUUGAGAACUUUAAAUCUGUUCUUUACGGUUAUUACUCGCGGGCUCUAGCAAUAAACUAUGACCCGGACUCUCCAAGGAGCUUCAAAAGUAUUUGCCUGAAAUGUAACAUAGCCACGUUUUUAGACCAGGAAACUAGCUGCUGCAUGUGAUUUAAAUUGCUACUUUUAUAUCUUUUUAUUUUUUGGGUCCGCAGUAAUUGGCUUUAGCUGUUACGGUGUCCCUGCCCUAAUAUUUAAGUUAUUUUAGUGUAUUGUUACGUUCUUGUUACUAGUGUUUGCAUAUCUACAGUGUUUUUUUUUGUAUUCUUCAGGGCAAAGCUAGUAAAAUAAAAUAAUGGUAACAAAAUAUCCAACUGCUCCUUACAACGGUAUUCAAGAAUUGGUUUUAUGAGGGAAUUAUACAAUAAUUUCCAGCAGAGCAAAGAUAGAAAAAUUUUUGACCUUUUGAGCAGGUUAAUUCUGCAGUUCAGCUUGAUAAUAACAUAAUCAAUAUGCAGAUUCCAAAUGAGAUAUUUGUUGAUCCUAAUUCCAAGGAGCUUUUCCCCUAUUGCCUCCUCUAGCUUAACAUCGUUCAAGAUUAAACUCAUGCCUGUCAUGUCUGCACAACGAAGCUUUUGAGUAGUUCCAAUUAACAUUGGCUUUGUCUUGUUGUUUUUUUUUUUUUGGCAUUCCUUGGGCUUCAUCUCGUUAAGGCUGAACCAACAAUUCGCAUUAUCGAGACUUUCUUGCAAUUUCUUGCUGUAGUGUAAGUGAUUAUGUUUGUUACAAACAAUUUUAGUUUUGAAGUGUGAUUAUGUACUACAACAAGUCCAAACACUCUCAUUUUCUUCAAUUACCAGAAGAAAAACCGAGUGAGCAAAGUUUUUAAGGAUUUUAAUCCCGAGAUUUAAGGUACAUUUUGUGUGUUUUUAUAGUAAGGAAAGUCCGUUUGAAAUGGAAAUGCAUCAAUUAGCAUUGUGUUAUUGACCUUUUAGUUGAAGUUGAUGUGUAAUUCAAGUAUUUUGGGGAAACGCGCUUAGAUUCGAGACUGAGACAGCUUUGUUAUGUAGCUUUCAUAACAGUAGUUCGAAUUCUAACAACGGUCGUAAAACAUCUAAAUUGCUCAUGCAUCGCCUGAGCGCUUGGUUGUGCCGGCGAUUUUUUGCAAUUUUGCUGGACUUCUCCGAACAAAUUUCGAUACGAAGCUAGUUAAUUUUGAGAUAAACUAACAUCAAAUCCAGCCAGGACUCAAGUUAGGACUUUUCUAAUCUUUCUUGUUAUCAACAAAUAAACAACAGUAAAAUAAAAGUAACAAAAAACCCCUAACUUAACUCGUAGCCUCCUAACCCUAACCCUAACCUUGCGUUAACCCUAACCCUAACUCGAGCUUACCUUCCAUGGUUGCGACGAAAACCCUCCUCUUAAUGGUCAUGGGACUUGAAAGAGGGGGAAAUGGCGGGAAAGCGAAAAAUUGUCGAGUCCUGGCUCGGUAUAUAGAUAUCCUCUUCAAUUUCUUUUUAAAAUAAGUGUUACCUCUCAUUCUAAAGGAAAUACAAUCAAAUGUUCUCAUUUCUACUUUACGUUUAUUGCAAAAAUGUUCAUACAAUUAUGAUUAUUUAAAUUUAAGUUUGUUUUUUAGAGCCUUUUAUAGUUAGUGUUUAUAGUUGCGGCUAUAGUUUUCCCUUAAAUUAUUAUUUUUCUGAAAUAUAAAGAGCAAGUAGACAGAAGCCAUUCAGAAUAAAAACAAAAAAAAAACGUUUUGCAAUUUACCUUAAGACGGAGAACGGUUGAUUCAGCGAAAGAAAAACUCAAAGGCAAGUUUUUGAAAAACAUGAUUUGUUUGCGCGCGUUCAGAUGACAGCAUGAUCAACUCGACUACAGUACUGGUGACACAAACGAAGGCAAAUGGAAAUGUUUUCUCUUUUGAUUAUGUUGUAAAAGAAAUGGUAAACGUUGCAGCUGUGCAACCAUCGAGUUAUGGAUGCACUUGGGAUAUUUGCUAAGCACUCAAGAAGCUAGGGUUGCAUCCGGCUAUUGCCUCGUGUAGCUCGUACGCUUCUCUAAUUCGUGCUUAGCAACCUCCCGCGUGCAUCCAUUUAACAAACAGAUUUCAUGUUGCCGUGCGUAUGUUCAGUAAUAGAUCACAGAUGACGUCAAAAUGUGGUAAAAACAAAAAAAGUGACACGCAAUACGCAGGCGAGUGUGUCACUGACGUUUUUACCUUUUUUUUACGUCCUCUGUGAUCUAACCAGGCUGAUUUAGCAACAGAACGGAAACGUCAUUUGACGACGGGAAAGCGCGCGGAAACGACUAAACUCGACUUCAGGUGCCGAAUUUACCGAUCUGCCAUUGGUCAAGCCAGUUGUUUGAUUUACGCGCGCAGUCGUCAAAUGACGUUCCCGUUCUGCUGCUAAAUCAGCCGACUGAACAGACCCACGACAACAUGGAAUCUAUUUGUUUUAUACAAUGAUCUGAAAAGAAAAAGGACUGAUACACUUACGCUUACCUGCCUCGUACCGCAUGACUGUCCCAAACGCUACUUUCCAUCUCUUCUGAUUAUUUUCUAUAUCUUACUUGUAUACAGUUUCUUCGAAAGGUUUUUCAAUAUCUUUCCUGGCUCAAAGCAGAAAAAUGGUGAAAACAUUUCGCAAAACAGCGAGUCCCAGGUAGCGAUGACACGCGAUGGGAACUGUUACGCAAAUUUCUUGUAGUUUAGGCAUUCUCAACUAGUCAAGAGCUCUUUUUGUCUCCUUUUCUCUAUUUUUCUGCUUUGUAAAUAGCUCUUGCUAAACUUUUUGCGAGGCUUUCACUUGCUUUAAUCCGAAAUAAUCUCACAAAACAUUUUCAAAACAGACGGCCAAAUUGAACAAAAAAAGAAAACACGUUUCCGGUGACGUCAUACAUGUAUCUGUACUCUAAUAAUUAAUGGGCCACGACCAAUCACAGCGCGUGUAGCAUUCACAUGAUUGUAUAAAACUCGAUGGUUGACGCUGCACGUUUAUUAUUUCUUAAACUGAGAAUACCACCUGCAGUGGCGGAUCCAGGGGAGGGGCCCCGGGGACCCGGUUACCCAAUGUUAUUAAUAGACCAAACUGAGGCACUUAACAGAAUCAGGUCAAAAAUCGACAAACACCUGCGACCCAAUCAGAAUGGAUUUCGUCCUGGACAUUCAACAAUAGCACACAUAUUGGCACUGAGACGACUAAUUGAAGGUGUGAAAAGUCAUAACUUGAAAGCUGUUCUGGUAUUCAUAGACUUCAAAAAGGCGUUUGACAGUGUACGCAGGGGAAGAAUGCUGCAGAUCCUGACAUUCCGGGAAAACUGAUUGAUGCAAUUGGCUUCCUUUACCAGGGAACGAAAGCUAGAGUCAUAACAUCCGAUGAAGAAACGGACUUCUUUGAAAUACAUGCUGGGGUUUUGCAAUGAGAUACCUUGGCACCUUACAUCUUCGUUAUUGUGUUGGACUAAGCAAUGAGACCAGCCAUAUUUGAGAGAGAGGAAGAACUUGGCUUCUCGAUUGACCGAAGGAGGAGUCGUCGUCAUCAAGCAAUGGUCAUAACCGACACAGACUUUGCGGAAGGCAUUGCCAUCACCACAGAGGAGAUACAUCAAGCUCAAAAAAUGCUGGCAUCAGUGGAACGUGAGGCAGCGAAAAUCGGAUUAUAUCUUAAAUCUAAGAAGACGGAAGUGGUGCAUUUCAACCAGGGAGUAGGAAUAACCAUCAAGGCAAAGAAUGGCGAAAGUCCGAAAGGCCCUGGCAUGGUCAGUUUGUCACGAGUUGAGGCAAUUAUGAAAAUCAGAUUUAAGAAGAAGCAUCAAGGAGCGGCUUUUCAUGGCCUCUGUAGAAUCUAUCCUGAUUUAUGGAAGCGAGACAUGGGCAGUCACGAAAGCUAUGGAGAAGAAACUAGAUGGAUGUUAUACCAAAAUGUUACGUAUGGUAUUUAAUGUGUCUUGGCAAGAUAAAUUGACCGAUAAAAACUUGUAUGGUAAUUUACCACCAGUGUCAUCAAAAAUGGGUUUCAGAAAGCUGCAGCUAGCCGGCCGUUGCGUUAGACACCCAAAGGAGGAAGCAUCUAAACUAGUACUUUGGCAGCCAAUGAGUGGGCGCAUGAGCGUGGGAAGACCAGCUGUUACUUAUAUAGAUAACCUGAAAAGCGAUACCAGCUUGCACAGCGCGGAAGAGCUGGGAACAGCUAUGAUGGAUAGGGAGACCUAGAAGAGGCGAGCUGAAUCGAGGCGUGCUCUUGUUCAACCAUAGUAAUAGUAGUAGCCCCCACCUUAUCUCAGGGUUUGGAUGAUUGGGCCUCCCCUUACCUGAAGGUCUGGAUCCGCUGCUGACCUGUACGCGCGGUACGCACGUGCGUCCCUGAAAAAGUCGUGCACAAAAAAGAUAUAAAAUGAAAAUAUAAAAGAAAUUCUAAAAAGAAAGCGAAAUAUCUAAAGAUAAUUAUCUUAAGAGCACAUUUUGCCUCAAUUCGUUCAAUUCUGGUUGUUUCUUUGAAAAAUAUAAAUUUUUCUUUUCUCGAAAACAAUGUUUUCUUUUUCCUCCCCAUCUAAAUGUCGGUUUCUAUUGAAAAGAAUAAAUUCAUUAAUGGACCGAAUCUUGAAUAACACAUAUCUAGUGAAAAGAGAGCAGGUGUUUUUACUAAAAACGUAUUCGGAUUUCUAACCGUUUACGCACAUUGAUAAAUCCUGGAAGCAACGACGAAGGCGUCGGUAACGGCGUCGGCAAUUAGCAAGAACGUCAUCGAAACAAGCCCAAUAGGUAAAUGAAAAAAAAAACUGCACGUGCGGCGCGUUUUUCUUUACCUAUACGAACAGGACGUUAAAUUUCCUUUUGUGACGUUGUUUGGAGGACGUCAACACAGGGACAAAUUCAAUUUCUUCUCUUCCUGAGCUCUGAGUCCGAACUUGGGUGCGGUCCCCACGACUCAGCCCCGUAGGGGGAAUACACCAAUAUUUAAGAGAGUUGAAAUUAGCGCGAUAAAGUUAAAAAAAAAACGCGCAUUCAUUUUGAUAGCUAGGGGCAUUUCCGUUGCCCUUGCCGUCGUCGUUGUUAAGGCGCCCUAUGCUCACGAAAGGGACAGUUCCAUUGUGGUUUUACCGCAAACUCGUAUGAUCAUGAUGAUCAAAUGCGGAAAAGCAUCCCGAUCUGAUUCACUUUAGUUUUCGGAUUCAAAAUCUAUAAAGACUUGACCAAAAUCAGCAUCUUUUCAAUUUGGAUUCACGCUCUGCAUCUGCUUAAAACGUGAAAACGAACCAAGUACAAAAUUACCCGGAUUCCUGACGAAUCCGGGAAGGUAUGGAGAUGAUAGAUGGCUGACGUGCAUCAGUCAAUGGACCCAAACACGCGACAAAGUAUUUUACAAGUUGCUAAUGUCAUUUCAUAUGCAGAAAAAACUCUUAGGCUUACAACGAAACCAGGUUACGGUUCCUGUGAUUGUUUUGAGGAGGAUUUCUUCAUUUCAGUAGGAUUGCAAUGUAAUGCGUUUGACUUUGUAAAACCAAGAGCCAUGUAUAAUAGGACUAUUAUGGCUCUGGGUAAAACGUAUUGUUUGAAUAAAGCGUAGGACAAAUGCAGCCAGUCAAAUGUUGGGAAGAAAUAGUUAUGCAAAUGUACUUACGCAACUGAAGGCGAAGAUUGCGUCCAUCGCCAUACGUGCCAUACGGCUAUCCUGAAUGAAAGAAAUUUCGUCUAGUCAGUUAUAUUUAGUAACUGGCCACACAAAAAGAGACUGAAUGCUCGAGUAGUGUGUCGCUAAAUCUAACUGCCACGCGACAUAAUGGAUACGGAAGCGCGCGCGGUGGAGCCCCAUUAAAUAAAUUGGUAAUCUAUGAAAGCAAGAAAAUGUGGUUAUGACGUAGCGUAUGCCCACCGCCCGCCCGCCCGUACACACACUUCAUGUAAGCUGAUGCCAAAUGUCAGGUUAUUUUGGUGGGAAAGGGUAUGGCCACCAGCGUUUUAUGAGGCAGAGACACUAAAUAGUCAAUAAAGACGAAAACGGAAAGUAGAAAAUGUUUCUGUAUCCGUGUUGUCUAAAGUAUUAAGUUUAGAUUAAUUUUCAUGUCCACAAAUUUAGAACAUAGAGAAAGAGAAAACAGAGGAAAAGAAAAAGUAGGGCGACAGGCCAGCGAAGCUCAACGAGAAAAAGAGCUUUAGCGAGAGAGAGAAUACAAUGGAGACAUUUUUUGUUGGAGGAACAACAUGAAAUUUUGUAGCGGCCGUGAGAAAAUGAGAAAUGAUAGCGGCCACCAGGGUGAAAAUGAGCGACAGAGAAAAGUGAACAGGAACACGUACGACAUUUCCUCCAUAAAACGUGUAACGAGGAAGUUUCUGGAAGUUUUACGUUGUAGUCGUGCAAAACAACCGCAAGGAAAUGUACAAAAAAAGUUUUUUUUGUUGUUAAUUAGACCUAUUGUUGUUUUUUCACCGUUCUCGUUGCCUUCGCCGCUUAGGCCUGGUUUUCACUAGCGCAUAAGCAUAAACAUAAGCAUAAGCACAAGCACAUGUGUAAGCAAGUGAAAACUCCCGGUGAAAACUGCGGUGACAUAAGCAUAAGAAUAAGCACAAGAAAAACAGACAAGUUCGCUCUUCUUGUGGUCAUGCUUAUGCUUAUUUCGUAGCUUUGACUAGUGUAAACGAGGUCGACAUAAGCAAGAGCAUAAGCACAAGGCCGUGGACCAGUCAUAGGUCGCUUUGACCCAGACCUCAUGCGAACAUAUCAAAAGCAAUAUGGCGGACGCUUCGUGCGCCAUUUAGUUUAUCAUCGGGUUGCAGAGAGCUGGUAUCGAGAAUUGGUCAAAUAUACCAUUCUGCGCAAAUUCUGCGCGUGUGUAUGUCCUUAUGCUUAUACUUAUGCGUUAGUGAAAACCAGGCUUCAGCAUUACACGAUUUUACAUUUUGUUUGAGCAAACUAUGUCGAGAGCUUCGCUUUUAGCCCUGGCUAAAUCUAUAUUAAUAUUAAUUUUCACGGCAUUGAAAACUGGUAAGAAAUAAAUUAUGUUAUUCAGUGUAACUCACUUGUCCCAUUCUUUAACACUAGCAUUAUUUUGAUAUGGACCGCGGUUUGGUGCUUUCUCGCUUCUACAGCGUUAAAUCCUAAUGGGGGUGAUUGACAACUUUCCAAGCCUAUCUUUGAUCGAAGUGGGUCUAUAUUUCUUUGCUGAUCAUUAAUUACCUCGAUAAAACAAUUUUUUAGCAUUCAAGGUACUUUUCACCCUACCGUUACCUUCUUACGUUAAGAAUAGAUUUGUUGGACUGUCAACCCUCCACGUCUUCAAAUACUGAGAAUGGAUAAGGAAGGGAUGAUAGAUGACGGCAUAACGCACGGCACAUGACGUCAUUUGAGCAAAAACAACACGUUGACUCCGAUCGUCAUGAAUCUGCGAUGACACAAAAGGCGCGGAAAAGAUGUCGUUGACAUUUUAACAAUUGAAAUUUCCACAAGUCACAUUAUUACAUUACAAUGGCAAACCGCAUGCACUGAGGAAACGUUCGAUGUUAACAUUUUAAAAAUUGCUCAAGCGAAGCAAAAUAUUUCAAUUUUUUGUCAGAAAGUCAGUUCUACUGCAGAAGUGGCAAACUUCGGCCAUCAUCUGGACUGGAUUUCGUACUUUAAUCUGGAGACCGAAAGAUACGGUGAAAACUCUAGUGCGUCCCUGAUUAUCGAGAUUAUCCAGUAACAGUAUCUUUAUUGUGCCUUACUCUCCAUAUGGAGCCAUCGGUCCGUUUACAAUAAAGGUCUUUUACAUUUAAGUAACAAAAACGUCUAACUAAAUUAACUAAAUGAUACAAACACCAUAAAAUAACUAAAGGUUUUAUAUCAGGUUACAUUUUCAGUAAUUCUUUUCUCUAGCUUUUUGAACAUUAGAUUUAUACAUUUGGCUAUAAUUUUACGGUAUCAUUAUUAUCUGCUGAUAAUAAAUAUUUUAUUCUGUCAUGGGCAGUAAGAUUCACAAAAGCAACACCCUUACAUGAAAUAUCAUUAAAUAAAUCCUGUCCCAAUUUCCUGUAUCCAUUGCAACACAUCAAGAAGUGUUGUUCAUCUUCGAUCUGGUUUUGCUUGCAAACCAGACACGUUCUUUCUUCUACAGGUAUUGCAACUUCGCAAUUUUCAUACUUUCCAGUUUGUAUCCUUAGUGUAUGGGAUCCUAAUUGUAGUUUUGUCGGGCGUAUCCUGUAGGCUGGGUUUUCUAUUUCUUGGAGAUAAAUUGAUACGAUUUUUAACUUCUUUAAAAGUGAUUUUUUGUCUUGAACUUAGGUAAACACUAUUUUGGUCAUUGAGCCAAUUUUGGGUAUACCCUUUCUUUAAAUCUGUUUGAAAUUUCAUGCGCGCAUUCUUGAUGCUUUGUUUUGUUAAUUUUCCGCAGAAGAUUGUGAUUUGAAAUCUUGAUUAUCUAAGACAUCGAAAUUAUUAUUGAACUUUAAUGCAUUUUGAAAUGUUUCACGCAAGAAAGGGUGAACAGUGUCAUGCUGCAGUCUGUGCUGAUAACUAAAAUUUGCAGUUUUAAUAUCAAGGUGAAGUGGAAAACUUCCUUGUUCUGCUCUACACGCUGUAUUUUCUGUAUCAGUACCAGGGGACGUUAGUGAUCACGUUACAGAACCGUAUGUUAACUUGUCCUAUAGUGCUUCUAUCAAAUGUUGUUUUUAUAUGAUAAUAGUUCGGGACCCCAGAUUUCGCAGCCAUACAGAAGUACAAGUUUAACAGGGGCAUCAAAUAAUUUGUUCUAUAUAGAAAUCGUUACUGUGUUACUGUUUGCAAGUAAACGGUCUAUAGAGUGUUUUCACUCACGUGGCCAGCAUCUAUGCAAAUUUAUUGGGACAAAAGAAAGUGUUUGCAUAAGAAAAGAGUUCAACUCCCAAAGGAUUGGUUUGGGACACCAACAUGGCCGCCGUUUUAUUGUUUUGGGACACCAAUAUGGCCGCCGUGACGUCAUGUGAAAACACUCUAUUGCUGCCAGUACUUUAUACGCUUUUUUGCCUAGAACUUCCCUUGCAUAGGUAUAACGACCGGAUGAAGUCCCUUCUAAAGCCUAAGAGUGUCUGUUUAUCGACAUGCAAUAUUCAAAAAGUCCUUUUGAUAUUUGAAGCUUACUUUUUGUUUGUUUUGGCCGUUUCCACUAAAUGUCAUGAUAUUUGAUUUCUUUAUAUUUUCUGUAAGUCUCCAGUGAUUGGCAUGUUUGUCUAUGGCGUCGAGUGAUUUUUGCAGUCCUUCACUCAUCACCAAGAGGCUUAAGCUAGGCUUAGGCAGAUUAGGCAAUUGAAAGAUUGAUUUCCUAGUGUAACUCCUUGACAUUUCUCUUCUUUGAGAUACUGUGGUAUAUCAUUCAUGAAAAUGGAGAAAAGUACGGGACCUUAAUCCAUCGCCUUGUCUUAUUUCUUUGUUACAUUGAAACAUUUCUGUUAUUUCGCCACUGUCAACUUGAAUACAGCUUCUAAUUGAUGUAUACAUGGAAUGAAUACCCUCAAAAAGUUUCCUUUUAUUCCGCAAUUACCAGUUGUAGCUUUCGCUAAGUGCCAACGAAAGAAAAAGAAUUUGCCUGCAUCACCGGUUUUUGUUCCAAUGUUUAUAAAACCAUUUGAGCUGCUGAGGCGAGAAUUUCCACCACAAGCCUCCUCGUUCAUACAUUUCUGCCAUGCUCUUGGCCUUAAAAUCGCUCUUAUUCUUCUGCUUAGACAUUUGGAACCUUAAAGUUGUCGAGUUUCAAACAGCGAAAGGGAAAUAACAUUUAUACGUUAGCGAGAACUUGAAAUAGCGAGUUGUAGUUCGUACAAGUACUCCUGGUGUGCCAGAGAGCAAUGGCCGAACUCUGAAGGUUUGUUUACACCAAAAAAGGUCAUCAAAAGUCACGUGAAACUAGGGAAUCUACACCUUACAUUACGCUUUUAACUGAACUACACGAUCGAGAAUUUUUCUGCCUGCUGCAAUACUUCGCGUGGCAUUAAGCUGGCCGCCUCGCAAGCCGACCGUCUUCGCUCGGCGUGCUCGUUGGCAAUAAACCAUAUUUUAAUAAUGCAAACACUGCCAAACGCUUACUCAUAGUCAAUAAAUGCAACAUAUAGUUUUUUAUGGUUUUUGGUGUACUUAUGGAGUACCUGUUGUAAGAGCCGGGACAGUUGAUAGGGCUGAAUUUGUGAAUUUCUUUGCAAUAGCUUAAAGUUUAUUGGUUUACUGAGUUUAAAGAAAUUAAAAGUAUGUAUUAACAGUUACUUGUUGCUUCACCCCUAGAUGAAGAAUCCGCUACCCUCUUUGUCGUAUUGGUAGAUUUUGAUACGUAUCCUACCAUUCCGUAUGACGUUCAGACGAUGAUACUGUCACGUUUAAAAGAGAAGUUGGCACUUAUUCCAGACGGACCAAAGUUGGUGAUUUUUCCUAUACCCGAGGACGUGAUGACAUUUAAAGCAAUCCCAGAGGUACUUGUUGUGCAGCACGGUCCUGCCUACAGAAAUGAGGAUUUUCAAGAGACCUUGCAGGAGGUUUUCCGCAAGCGUUUGCAAACACUGGACCUCGUCUCAAUGAUGUACGAGGUACAAAGGACGUUCCCGCUUAAGACAUUUAGUUCCCUACACUACAGGCGUCCAAUUUCGUCGAUUUGUCAUGACUUCAGCAGCAAUAUAAAUAAUACGAUAAUAGAUGACCGUUUGUCUUCACUGCCAAGACUUCAAAAGACGGAGGAAAACUCGAAAACAUGAUGAAACCCCAAAUGGCCAACCUGUCCGUUUAAGCCUUUU